Kluyveromyces lactis is the source of this 1239-nucleotide messenger RNA. It is a transcript of the gene UBX3, whose product is annotated as clathrin-mediated endocytosis regulator UBX3. The coding region runs from base 1 to 1239 and encodes 412 amino acids. Gene Ontology annotation, molecular function: ubiquitin binding. NCBI's taxonomy places the organism in Eukaryota, Fungi, Ascomycota, Saccharomycetes, Saccharomycetales, Saccharomycetaceae. The transcript has a single exon. The record is from RefSeq and is a predicted model, not a curated record. Gene Ontology annotation, cellular component: endoplasmic reticulum.
AUGGUAUUCAACAUUUUCAGUAGGCCGUCUCAGCAGAACCAACCUGCAGUGAGUUUUACCCCUCUCCCAGGAUCAUUCCCUGAAGACAAUGAUAAUACAGAACAACCUGAACAGGAAACAAUACUGAAUGCUGGCGUUCCUAGAAUAUUAAAAAUGUGCUUAUACAUUCCACUAACAUUACUAUAUUACUUGCUCAAUAUCCUGUUAACUUCGGUGGAAGUUUUCAAACCAAUAGGCAAGAUCUUUCAUUUCUACACAAGAAAAGACAAUCAUUUCAGCGAUGAUUUGGGUAACCAAUUCGUAAAUGUUAUAGAUGUCCUUUCUUCAUCAGCCGAUACCAACGAACAGAGUGGUUAUACAUUCGAUACGUUGUACAAUGUAGAGAAUGGAAUGUUGAGCAAAAAUAUGAUUAAGGGUGGUUACACUGAUAUCUUACGUCGGUGUUCCAGCGAUGGUAAAUUUGCAAUAAUAUCUUUCUUCAAUCCGAUACUAUACGAUCCAUUCGAGUACGUAAGAAAGAUUUUAACUUCCAACGAGUUUGUAGAAUGUGUCACCAAAUAUAAUUGCGUUGUAUGGUUUUGCGAUGUUACAACACCACAAGGGCUACAGACUGCUAAUUCUUUAAAGAUUAGACAGUUUCCAUUUUUAGGUGCCCUUGGACCCCAACGGAAUAAUAAAAUGAAAUUGCUUGCCAGAGUGGAGGGCCAACUAUUUGAUUAUGAUUUCUCUCAUUUUGAGGCCAAAUUAGCCUCAUAUUAUUCAGUAUUAGUUGAGAUUAGAAGGCAAAGACAGUACCAGGAAAUGCAACGGUUAUUAAGAGAACAACAAGAUUCGAGAUACCAAGAAUCGCUAGAAAGGGACCAGGAAAGGGAUAGGGUAAUCGAGGAAAGCCAACUUAAAAAGAAAUGGUUGGCUUGGAGAAAAUCUGUACUAGUGCCAGAACCAUCGGGUGACGGUUGCAGAGUAAGCAUCAGACUAGAAAAUGAAAGAAUUAUUAGAAGAUUUGAUGCUUCAUUAACAAUUGAGGAGAUUUACGCAUACGUUGCAUUAUACAGAGCAGGUUUAUUAUCUGACACUAGCAGCGAGAAUGAUAUUACACAAGAAAAACCAAAUUACGAGUAUCAGUAUGACUUUCAACUAUAUUCACCUGUGCCCAGAACCCGUUUGGAGCCAACCACAGUGAUCAAGGAAGAACGGACAAUUUAUCCAUCGGGAACAAUUGUCGUGGAGUUCGAAUGA